Messenger RNA from Paramecium tetraurelia, 1638 nucleotides. RefSeq lists its product as uncharacterized. The record is from RefSeq and is a predicted model, not a curated record. Lineage: Eukaryota; Ciliophora; Oligohymenophorea; Peniculida; Parameciidae. Gene Ontology annotation, cellular component: nucleus. The transcript is spliced from 6 exons.
AUGCAAGGGUUUUAUAAUUAGGUUAAGUCAUUGAUGCAAUCUAAUCAUGAGGAACCUAAUUAUGAUGAUAAUUAUAAAUGCUUUUGUGGUUAAUAGAUCAGGUGUGACCCGUUUGAUGACUUAUACAAUCACAUUUCUAAUUGCAAAAAAUUUCUUAGUGAAUCAAUGUUUUAUAAAGAAUUUGAAAAGCUUCGAUUGAAUAUCUUUAAGCUACCCUAACUUUAUACAUUGAAAGCAGAAUUUCUGUUUAUCAUAAAUCAAAUUGAUGAAAUUAUCAAUAAAAUAGAAGAAAUUAGUUAAGUUAAUUCACCUAGAAGUGCUAAUAGAUAAUUAAAAUAAUAAAUACCACCAUAAUCCCAAUUCUCAUAAAAAUAAUCGUUCAAUAAUAUUCACAAAAAAUACUUCCCAACGAAGAGUCGAGAAUAAGAAAUCAAGUAGAAAUGCUCUGUUUGUGGAAAAUUAGAUAAUAAUGAGGAUGAGAUGGAAACAGUUUAUAAUUUUUAAAUUUGCCAACAUGCUCAUUGUCUUGGUUGCAUUAGGAAAUUAAUAAAUUAACAAUAUAUUCUAAAAUCAGGGUGUGUGUAAUGUUCAUAUUGUUAAAAGUAAUUGAGUUAAUAAGAAAUUGAAAAGUAUGUAGGUUCAGAGAGAUUGUUAUACUUAUAAAAAAAGUUAAGAACAGGUGAAUCGCCUGCUUAAUAAAAAUUAUAAUGUUCAUUUUGUUAUAGAUACAUAAACAACAAAGAUAUUAAAUCUGGUCAAAGGCCAGUUUGUAAUUAAUAAGAAUGCUAAUAAAAAAAUUUAUAAGCGUGUUAAAAACUAAUUAGUUGCAAACAUUUUUGUUCUGGAUAUAAGGAUGAGAAAAAAUGUUUGGGUUGUCUUGGAUGUACCAACUAAAAGUUAUCUGAAGAAUAUUGUACAAUAUGUUUUACAGAAUCUUUAUAUGAAGGUCCUUGUAUAUAGGCAGCUUGCGGUCAUCUAUUUCACUUCUACUGUUUAAAUAAGAAAUUAGACAAGAAAUGGACAAGUAUGUAUAUAUCUUUUGGUUUUUGUUGUUGUUCAAUUUGUAAAAGAUGGAUGGAAUUUCCCAACGAUUCAAUUUCAUAGUAGAAAAUGAUUGAAUAUUAGGAAUUACAACAAUUAGUUCGUAAAUAAGCCUCUUUGAGAAUGGGAAAAAUGGGAGAUAGUUAAAUAUUAAAAGUUGAAGAUGCUUUGGAUAUUUUUGCCUUUUAUCAAUGUUAUAAAUGCAAGAAACCAUAUUUUGGAGGAAAGAAAGAUUGUUAAUUAGAAUUAGAGGCUGAAUCGAAUAGACAAAGUCAAUAGGAUUUAAUUUGCCCUUCAUGCUGUGGACAAUAAAUAAAUGGUUGUAAGACUCAUGGAACUGAGUAUCUUGAGUAUAAAUGCAGAUAUUGUUGUAACAUUGCAACAUAUUUUUGUUGGGGGACUACUCAUUUUUGUUAAACUUGUCAUACAAAAUAGUCGGGAGGGAAAUAUUUGACUUAAUUGAAGAAGGAGGAAUUGCCGUAAUGCUAAGGAAAGGGUAAAUGUCCAAUAGGUGGGAAUCAUGCAAUAAAUGGAUAGGAAUAAUGUUUAGGAUGUGGUAAAUAUUUAAAUAAUUAUUAAGGACUUUGUAAUAAUUGA